Molecule: messenger RNA, 327 nt
Organism: Paracoccidioides brasiliensis Pb18
Exons: 2
Coding region: 1-327 (108 amino acids)
Cellular component (GO): mitochondrial inner membrane peptidase complex
Source: RefSeq, a predicted model, not a curated record
AUGCCCACCACACUCCUCCACCCCUUCCCAACCUCCGCCCUCCCUACCGCCCUCCUCACAACCUCCAAAAAAUACCGCGAAACUCCCCGCAAACCCCCUGUCGACCUCCUCCAAUGCCCCCUGAUGGAGAUGGUGCAGUACUCCUGCAACCCGCCGAAUAAAGAGGUGCCAGCACCCGGCAUCAUCGAGUGCGAGAGUGUGGUGAGGUUGUUCAGACGGUGUGCGAAUGGGCUUACGGUCGAGACUACGACGUGGGAGCGGAGCGGGAUGAGAAAAGAAAGGGACAACGAGAGCGAGAAGAAGAAGAAGAAGGGGGUGCAGAAAUAG